Agrilus planipennis (emerald ash borer) is the source of this 1398-nucleotide messenger RNA. It is a transcript of the gene TpnT, whose product is annotated as troponin T. Gene Ontology annotation, molecular function: tropomyosin binding. The transcript is spliced from 12 exons. The record is from RefSeq and is a predicted model, not a curated record. Lineage: Eukaryota; Metazoa; Arthropoda; Insecta; Coleoptera; Buprestidae. Gene Ontology annotation, cellular component: troponin complex. Bases 86 to 1252 code for a protein of 388 amino acids. Gene Ontology annotation, biological process: regulation of muscle contraction; muscle contraction; sarcomere organization.
UUGUACUAGUCACUGCUGACUCGGUGAGUGGCGUAGUGCUCCUCGAUAAUUCUCAUACAUUUAUCUUCCCUAACCAACUGCCAAGAUGUCCGAUGAAGAAGAAGUUUACUCCGAAGAAGAGGAGGAAGAAGAAGUCGUAGAGACAAAACCAGUCGAAAGAAAAGUUGAAGUCGAGGAGUCCGGAGAUCCAGAGUUCAUUAAACGUCAGGACCAAAAGAGAUCCGAUCUCGAUGAGCAACUCCGAGAAUACAUCGCAGAAUGGCGUAAACAACGUGCCAAGGAAGAGGAUGAACUCAAAAAACUGAAAGAGAAACAGGCCAAACGCAAAGUCACGCGUGCUGAUGAGGAACGUAAGAUGGCUGAAAGGAAGAAGCAAGAAGAAGAGAGACGUGUCCGCGAACUGGAAGAAAAGAAACAACGCGAACAAGAAGAGAAGAGGCAGCGUCUCGAGGAGGCCGAAAAGAAACGUCAAGUUAUGAUGCAAGCCAUGAAAGACCAGAGUGCAAAGAAAGGUCCCAAUUUCACCAUCACCAAGAAAGAUGCAUCCGCAGCAUUGUCUCCUGCCCAAUUAGAAAGGAACAAAACCAAGGAACAACUAGAAGAAGAAAAGAAAAUUUCCCUUUCCAUCCGUAUCAAACCUUUGCAAUUGGACGGACUUAACGUAGACGCCCUUAAAAAGAAAGCCAUUGAACUUUGGGAUUGUAUUGUCAAACUUGAGACAGAAAAGUACGAUUUAGAAGAAAGGCAAAAACGUCAGGACUACGAUCUUAAAGAAUUGAAGGAAAGACAGAAACAACAAUUGAGGCACAAAGCCUUGAAGAAGGGAUUGGACCCUGAAGCCCUCACAGGAAAAUACCCGCCAAAAAUACAAGUCGCCUCCAAAUAUGAACGUCGUGUAGAUACCAGAUCGUAUGACGACAAGAAAAAAUUAUUCGAAGGAGGUCUUGAAGAAAUCAUUAAGGAAGUAUCCGAAAAGACAUGGAAAGAUAGGAGCGGCCAAUGGGAAUCUCGUCAAAAAGCGAGACUACCAAAAUGGUUCGGUGAACGCCCUGGCAAGAAAUCUGGCGAUCCUGAAACCCCUGAAGGUGAAGAAGAGGGUAAGCAUGCUGGUGAUGACGAUGAAGACAUCAGAGAACCUACCUUCGAACCUGAACCUGAAGAAGAGGAAGAAGAAGAGGUAGAAGUUGAUGAGGAAGAGGAAGAAGAAGAGGAGGAGGAGGAAGAGGAAGAAGAGGAAGAGGAAGAAGAAUAGAUUUAGGUUUUUGUUACUGAUAAAGACAGAAUUCCAGUGAAAUCAUUUUAAGCAACCUCAGCACAAAUGAGUUAUUACUAUUAUUAUUAUUAUUACUAUCAUUUGUAAUACUUAUUUCGUGAACUUGUAUAUUAUUAUUANGUUGU